ACCAGCUGUAGUAAAUGGAAAAACGAUCCUCUGACCUGGGGGUGCUCAUAAAUAAAUCAGCAGAAGAGAGAAUGAAAGAGAGGCUUCAGGCACCCAUAUGUCCCCCUGACAGCAAAUUUAACGUGUCAAAGAAAUAAUCUGUGGAGAUAUGUAGAGUUUUACUCUAAAAAGGGUAUUUUUUUCUUCAAAAUAGAUUAGAGAGAUGAGUGGAGCGAAAGGGAAGGAAAACUGACAUCAGGGCAAUUUGUAAGAGCCAGGCUGGUGGCGUCACUGGCUCUUUUCUGGAGUCUUGCUGCAUUUAUUCAAAGCUUAUUCUCAAGUUGCAAUGUGGCUCAAGUGAAAACAAACCUGUUCGUCCAAGGACUUGCGCUCACAACACAAUGCUGCCUGUUUGUUCCCUUUUAUGUUACUCUGACUUUCGGAUCAGGCUUGUUCAGGGAGUCACAGACAAAACAGCUCUUUUCUGCUCUUUCACCACUUUGACAAACGUUGCGUAUUUACCUGCUGCUCAUCUGGGAAGAGGUGAAAAACUCCUCCCAUGGUUUGGUGUGCGCUAAGAAGGAAGACUGCAACAAGAUAAUCUACUAUUACACUGGCCUUUUCUUUACUGAAAAAUGCCCAAGAGUUCCCGUGCGUCAUUCCUGAUUAGACUUGGAGUCUGACGUCGCCAGCGCAGCAUUCAAGAAGAAAAUACCUCACAGAAAUGUUAAAGUCCAACAUCUUUUUUUAAUCACAUCCGGAGUGACGGAUGUCUCUUUUUUUUUCUUUUCACUCUUUUUUUUUUUAAUAGACGCGGAUCAACAAGUUGCAGUCAGUGCGUAAUUUCCAUCUGACCAGAGUCCAAACAUAAUCCGAGAGCGACACACGUGAUCCACAAAAUCUCUUCGGUUGCAAAUUUUCCCCAUCUCAUCUGACUAGAAGAAGACGAAGGGGGGAAAAAUAAGCCGUGGACAAUCCUGUGAAAUCAUCUUGUCCGAUUAUUAGUGAAUAGCUGCAAGAGCUGAUCGGCUCCAUGCCUCACCGCGUCUCCAGAUGCCCGCUUGGCCGGUGCUCGGCAACUUUGCGCGCCGAAAGAGGCUCACAACAGAGACGGGAUCUGAAUGAAUGCGGCUGAAAUUUCCUCGCAUCUCUUAUCUCGCUUCCCCAAGACUCUUGAAUGUGUUUUAUAUCCCGCGGGUUGAACGUAUCUCGCGCUAUUAGCAGCUGUACGGGUAGAUAAACACAAGACUCGGCGGCGCAUCGGUCCAUCACUGGAACAGGGGAGCGGCAGAUGUCGAAGAAACGGAAAGGUCCUGAUGACCAGGGCAUCCAGGAAUCCCCCCCGGCACGCAGCAGCGAGCAGCAGGGCUUGACAGAUGAAAAAGUGAAGGCCUACCUCUCGCUGCACCCGCAGAUGCUGGACGAAUUUGUGUUGGAGAGUGUGAGUGCUGAGACGUUGGACAGAUGGCUGAAGAGGAAGACCAGCAGCAGGCCUGCAGAUGGCACAUCGACUAAAGAAGUCAGCAGGCAGUACCAGGACACAAACAUGCAGGGUGUGGUGUAUGAACUGAACAGCUUCAUGGAGCAGCGGCUGGACGCUGGAGGAGAUAACAAACUUCUGCUCUAUGAGUUGUCCAACAUAAUCAAAACAGCAACAAAAGCUGAUAGUUUUGCACUUUAUUUCUUGGGAGAAUGCAACAAUAGUUUAUGUUUAUACACUCCAAGGAGGGCCAAGGAUGGCGGUCCAAGCCUCGUCCCGUAUGGCCCCAUCUCAUACGGGACAACCAUUGCCGCUUACGUUGCCAAGACUCGCAAAACACUGCUAGUAGAGGACAUCAUGGGGGACGAGCGAUUUCCGGACGGCACAGGGCAGGACUCAGGGAUCCAUGUUCACUCUGUCCUGUGUCUCCCCGUCCUCACUGCCAUUGGGGACCUCAUCGCCAUCCUGGAGCUGCAUCGGCACUGGGGCAGGGAGCCUUUCAACCUAAGACACCAAGAGGUUGCAACAGCAAAUUUAGCUUGGGCAUCUGUUGCCAUUCAUCAAGUACAGAUGUGCAGAGGCCUUGCCAAACAGACUGAGCUUAAUGACUUCCUACUAGAUGUGUCAAAAACAUACUUUGAUAACAUUGUGGCAAUAGAUUCUCUACUUGAACAUAUUAUGAUAUAUGCAAAAAACCUGGUGAAUGCAGACAGAUGUGCGCUCUUCCAGGUAGAUCACAGCAACAAAGAACUGUACUCUGACCUGUUCGACAUCGGGGAGGAGAAGGAAGGCAAACCUGUGUUUAGAAAAACAAAAGAAAUAAGAUUUUCCAUAGACAAAGGAAUAGCUGGCCAAGUAGCUCAGACAGGGGAAGUCUUAAAUAUCCCAGAUGCCUAUGCAGACCCACGGUUCAACCGAGAGGUAGACCUCAAAACUGGCUACACCACGCGGAAUAUCCUGUGCAUGCCCAUUGUGAGCAGGGGAACCGUUAUCGGUGUGGUGCAGAUGGUGAACAAGCUAAGCGGAAGUGCCUUCACUAAAACCGAUGAGAACAACUUUAAGAUGUUUGCUGUCUUUUGUGCUCUGGCCUUACACUGUGCAAAUAUGUACCACAGGAUCCGGCACUCUGAAUGCAUCUACAGAGUGACGAUGGAAAAGCUGUCCUAUCACAGCAUCUGCACGUCAGAGGAGUGGAAGACCCUCACCCAACUCAACCUUCCUGAACCCAUUUACAAAGAAAUUGAAACGUUCCAGUUUGACAUCAAUCCCUUUGAGGAGAUUUGGCCGGCCGUCUUCAUCUACAUGGUUCACAGCUCCUGUGGAAAGUCCAGCUUUGAGCUGGAGAAGCUCUGCAGAUUCACCAUGUCAGUACGGAAAAACUACCGCCGUGUGCCCUACCACAACUGGAAGCAUGCGGUCACAGUGGCACACUGCAUGUUUGCCAUCCUGCAGAAAACCACCGGGAUCUUCACAGAGCUAGAGAAGAAGGGUUUGUUGAUAGCCUGUCUGUGUCACGAUCUGGACCAUCGAGGUUACAGCAACACAUACCUGCAGAAGUUUGACCAUCCACUGGCUGCUCUGUACUCCACCUCCACCAUGGAGCAGCACCACUUCUCCCAGACUGUCUCCAUCCUGCAGCUGGAAGGGCACAAUAUUUUCUCCAACCUGAAUUCCAGCGAGUACGAGCAGGUGCUGGAGAUCAUUCGGAAGGCUAUCAUCGCCACCGACCUUGCCCUCUACUUCAACAACCACCAGCAGCUGACGGAGCUCCUGACCACCGGUGGCUUGGACCUGAACAACCAUUCACACAGGGACCGUGUGAUUGGUCUGAUGAUGACAGCAUGUGACCUGUGCUCUGUUACCAAGCGGUGGCAAGUCACACGACUCACAGCUAACGACAUCUAUGCUGAGUUCUGGGCUGAGGGAGAUGAAAUGAAGAAGAUCGGAAUUCAGCCGAUCCCUAUGAUGGACAGAGACAAGAAGGACGAGGUUCCCCAGGGCCAAGUGGGAUUCUACAACAGUGUGGCAAUUCCAUGCUACAUGACACUUUCAGAGCUUUUCCCUCCAUCUAGUCCACUCCUAAAUGCCUGCAAGGAGAACCUGAAUCAUUGGGAGCAGAUAGUUCGUGGGGAGGUGGAGGAUGUUCUGCCCACCCGGCCCAGUGAAUCAGGCCCUGUCAAGGUGGACAACUGACUACCAAAGGGGUCACUGACCCAACAAAGAAACAUACGAAC
Messenger RNA from Gambusia affinis (western mosquitofish), 3693 nucleotides. Its product is annotated as cAMP and cAMP-inhibited cGMP 3',5'-cyclic phosphodiesterase 10A-like. The transcript has 22 exons. Bases 1271 to 3652 code for a protein of 793 amino acids. Gene Ontology annotation, biological process: negative regulation of receptor guanylyl cyclase signaling pathway; signal transduction. Lineage: Eukaryota; Metazoa; Chordata; Actinopteri; Cyprinodontiformes; Poeciliidae. The record is from RefSeq and is a predicted model, not a curated record. Gene Ontology annotation, molecular function: 3',5'-cGMP-stimulated cyclic-nucleotide phosphodiesterase activity; protein binding.